Messenger RNA from Sesamum indicum (sesame), 1009 nucleotides. Its product is annotated as heavy metal-associated isoprenylated plant protein 28. Gene Ontology annotation, molecular function: metal ion binding. Lineage: Eukaryota; Viridiplantae; Streptophyta; Magnoliopsida; Lamiales; Pedaliaceae. The record is from RefSeq and is a predicted model, not a curated record.
AAGACUAUAUGCCAAAAAUGAAUCCCUCUAUCUCCAAGCAAUCGACAAAUACCAGCCCUGGAGAAAAACAAAAAAAGAAGAAGAAGAAGAAUACCAAACUUGCUGUCCACUUAAUUUCAAAGAGUCUGCCAUGUUUUCAUUCUCUAUUCCCAUAUUUAGAUCACUGCUUUAAUCUGUCAAAAUCUGAGGAUUCUGACAUGAACCAGCAGUGGUAAUAAUAAUUCAGCAAUCAUAAGGAUAAAAACUACUGAAGAACUGAAUGUGAUCAAAAGGGAUUCUCCAAGAAAAGCAGAGUUGGACCCGUCAAACCCAAUCAUUUGAGACCAACAUUUGCUUUUGGGCAAAUGGGGCAACCUCAGAAGCUCGAGCUUUUGAGCCAUGGAUCCCUGAUUUCGAUAUAACGGUUUCUUCUUCUCGAUUUUUCAGAUUUCUUUGAGAAAAAGCAAAACAAGAAAACUAAAGCAGAUCGGUAUUCAACCUGGUUUUUUAGCAGCAGAACCAAUGAUCAAGAUUCACUUUCCUGUUCAUCCCCCAUCUUUUUCUUACAUAUAUAUACACAGAGACAGACGGGCAUUCCCUCUCAUUACCAAAUCAUAAUUCGAUCAUCGCCUCUCUUUUUUUCUCCUUUUCUUUGUCCUGUUCUUUCCUUCCUCCAUUUUGCUUGUCAUCAACUUCAUCUCAUUCUAGAUGGAGACAACUGAACUGAAGGUAGAGAUGGUUGGCAUUCACGAGAAGAGAUUGAGGAAAUGCUUAUCCAAGUUGAAAGGAAUAGAGAAAGUGGAAGUGGAUGGGAAUAGUCAGAAAGUGGUGGUAACAGGGUAUGCACAUAGAAACAAGAUACUAAAGGCAGUGAGGAGGGCUGGUCUGAAAGCAGAUUUCUGGUCUGCUCAGAAUGAGCUUCUUAAUGUAUAUGCCAGUUCUAGCUUCCAAAACCUAAGAUUCAACAGCUUCAACUUCUUCUAGGUCUCGCCUCAAUUUUGUCCAAGUCCUAUUUCCUUCUCUUUCCUAA